Messenger RNA from Oryza brachyantha (malo sina), 1014 nucleotides. RefSeq names its product antifreeze protein Maxi-like. Bases 49 to 882 code for a protein of 277 amino acids. Gene Ontology annotation, biological process: root development; shoot system development. NCBI's taxonomy places the organism in Eukaryota, Viridiplantae, Streptophyta, Magnoliopsida, Poales, Poaceae. The transcript has a single exon. The record is from RefSeq and is a predicted model, not a curated record.
CGCACCAAGAAGACGAGAAAAAGAAGAAGAAGAAGCUCUAUCAACGUCAUGGCUCCCAGCUUUGGCCGCUCCAUCUCCUUCCCGCUUAGUCCGGCGAGGUCCAAGCCCCGGGCGGCGGCGCCCUGCCACGUCCGCUCCAUCAGCCUGCCCUGCCGCUCCCACCCGCUCCUCUCCCACCUCCAGAGCCACAUUGCCGCCGUCCGCUCCUGGCUCAUCCAGGACGCCUCCUCCCUCUCCGCCGGCCUCGCCCACAUCCACGCCCUCCACGCCGCCCUCGCCGACCUGCUCCUCCUCCCCGACCCGCAGGACACGCUCCGCCGCGCCACCGCCACCGCGGACCGCCUCCUCGACGCCUUCCUCCUACUCGCCGACGCGCACCAGGGCUUCCAGGAGGCCCUCCUCGACCUCAGGCAGGACGUCGCCGAGGCGAGGGCCGCGCUGCGGAGGGGCGACGCCGCAAGGCUUGCCUCAGCCGUCAGGUCCCAGCGCAGGGCCGAGAAGGAGCUCUCCCGCCUCGCCUCCACCGUCUCGGCGGCCGCCACCGCCAAGUACCCGUCGCGCCUCGGUCUAGGCGCCACCGCCGAGGAGACCGAGAUGGCCGCAGCGCUCAUGGACGCCGCCGCCGCCAGCGCCGCGGCGUCCGCGGCCGUGUUCUCCGCUGCCGCGUCCAUGUCAUCGGCCGCGGCGUCCUCUUGCAAGAAGACGCCGGCGUUUGCUGCCUUUGCCAAGAAGGCCUCGCCGGAGACGGCCGAGGUGGCUCUCGACAGGUUCGAGGAGUUGGAGCGAUGCAUCGAAGAGUCCGAGAGCAGCUGCCACAAGGUGUUCAGGGGCAUUCUUCACACAAGGGUUGCCCUGCUCAACAUUCAGACUCCAACUUUUUAGAAACCAAACAUGUCAAAGGCCACAAAUGUACAUCUAGCUGACUGCUCGAUCUAUCAUCAUGGAAACUAAUUGUAUCAUUGACACUUUGACUACAACACUGUACAUACAAAACUGAGUACAGAUUAAUACAGA